Lactuca sativa (garden lettuce) is the source of this 1560-nucleotide messenger RNA. RefSeq names its product transcription factor BHLH094. Gene Ontology annotation, cellular component: nucleus. Gene Ontology annotation, biological process: regulation of DNA-templated transcription. The record is from RefSeq and is a predicted model, not a curated record. Gene Ontology annotation, molecular function: DNA-binding transcription factor activity; protein dimerization activity. NCBI's taxonomy places the organism in Eukaryota, Viridiplantae, Streptophyta, Magnoliopsida, Asterales, Asteraceae.
AUUACGCACCAAACCACCACCCUCCAUUGUCGAAGGAGAUUACACACACACAGAGCUUUAUCACUCUGUUUCCCUCUCACUUUCUCUCUAUCUAUACAUACAGAUUCUCUAUCUCUAUCUCUAUCUCUAUCCGUAUUCCUCCAUUAAAGUACUCUCCAUGGUCCCCGGAGAUAGAGUUAUCGACUUAUAAAAUCAUGUUUCGAGACUUUUAGUUGACGGUAUCAUUCUCUGACAAUGGGACACUAUUAAUUCACAUGAAUUUGGUUGAAGAGGUUGGAGGAUUGAGAUUCUUCAUUCGUAUAGUUGUUGCAGUUUGAAAUUCACUGAUUUUGUUAUGUUUGUGAGAUGGAUCCGCCGGUGAUGAUGAACGGAGGUGAUUUCCGAUCAAGUAACGCCGCGUCGUCGUUUUGUAGUAUGACGGAGAUCCUGCCGUACCAUGUCAAUUUCGGUGGUGGCGUCGGUAAUGUGGCGUCAUUUGGUUUGGGACAUUUGAUUGGGAACAGCGACGAUGAUAAUAAUAGCGGUAGUAGUGUUGAUGCGUUUAUGAAGACUGGAGGUCAUGUUUCUGUUGAUGAUCCGAUGGAUUUGGACCAGAGAGGGAGUAAUUUUCACAGUAAGAAGCGACGUGAAGAAGAUGAUUCGUCUAAACGAGUUUCAAUCAAUAGCCCUAGCAAUAACAAUGGCAAUUGCAAGAGUGAUUGUGAAGGUAAACGCCUGAAAUCAAUGGGGACUGAAUAUGAAAUAUUCGAAGCUAAUGUCAAAGCCGAUAGAAGUUCUGGAAAACAAACAGAGAACAACAUGAAACCAUCUGAGCCACCUAAACAAGAUUACAUCCAUGUGAGAGCUCGAAGAGGUCAAGCCACUGAUAGCCACAGUCUAGCAGAAAGAGCUAGAAGAGAAAAGAUAAGCGAGAGGAUGAAAAUUCUUCAAGAUCUAGUUCCUGGGUGUAAUAAGGUUAUUGGGAAAGCAAUGGUCCUAGAUGAAAUAAUCAAUUACAUUCAAGCAUUACAACGACAAGUUGAGUUCUUAUCGAUGAAGCUUGAAGCUGUCACUUCAAGAUCACACCCCAACUCCGAACAAUUUCCUUCAAAAGACUAUGGUUGCCAAACGUAUGACAUGGUAAGCAUGCCGUUUGUUUCCCAACCAACAAGAGAGUUUAGUAGGGGAUCAUCACCGGAAUGGUUACACAUGCAAAUUGGUGGCAACUUCGAAAGAACAACGUAAUUUCAACAUAAUCCAUUAUCAACAACAAUAAGACCCAUUUAAAGGAAGCCAUAAAAUUAUGGGUUAAUAGCUUAGUGACUACUACAAAAAGUUAAUGAAAAAAUCUUGAAACUAUAUCUAUAUAUCUUCAUUUAGUUUGUGUGUUACGAUAUUUAGGCACAAUUUCUUUACAUGCACGCUAUGGCGUAUAGUUGUUUUCAUAUUGUAUACCUCUAUAAAGUAUGUGAGAUUUUUUUUUAAACAUAAAUCAUAUAGUUUGUUUAAUAAGAAUUAGGGUUUGUACUAAGAAAAUAAAGAUUCAUCGUGUAAAGUAAACUCUAAUAUACUUUUACUUUA